UCAAUUGCGCUUCGCAUUCCUACACUUAAUACUGUUUCGUGUUUUUGUUUUGUUUAUUUUUUGAACUUGAUAAAUAUUUCAAAGCGAUCAAUAAAAAGUUCAGUUCAGCAAUUUGGUGAAGUGUGUGGCAAUCGUACUCUUGUAAUUGCAAUGGCAAUGGCUUUUCGCUUGUCCAAGCACGAAACGAGCGUCAUCAGUGCGGACGACACUUCGCUCGAGCAACUCGACUCUAGCGUCGAGAUGCGUUCGCGCUCCCCAUCGCCGCUUGUAUUUAAUCCACGCAAAUUGCGCUUCGCCGACGACGAUUUUGACAAGGAUCGACAGGAAAGUCCGCAACACAAAAAGAAACCGAACGAUGCCGCGCGAGACAUGGACAUGUCCCCACCAUGCCAAAAAGUACGCGCACUCCGUCUUUUCAACACACCAGCAACGCCAAAAACCAUACUGCAAAAGUCAACGACCAACUGCAGCAAUCACCUAUCAGCCGCCGCCGCAGCGGUGAAUGCCACCAGACGCGAGGAAGUAUAUAAGUUGAUAGAACGUCCACGCUCGCUUCCUCUGCAUAAUCACAGAAGCAUGCAACCACAGGACACGGCCAAUGUAAAUCCCUUCACACCAGACAGUCUGAUGGCGCACAACAAGAAGCGUUGUCGCACUCAAUUCGGACGUGAGAAUCUCAAUGUGAGCGCCAUGCAGAGGUUUCUACUCAGCGAUCCCGCUGACGAGGAUGGCACACAGGAGACGAACGGCAUCGAUCCCACGCGGGAGAUACUUCAGCAGGCGCCCAAACGUUUGGCGUUGCAUGACACAAACAUCAGUCGCUUCAAGCGCGAGUUCAUGCAGGUCAGCGUAAUUGGUGUGGGUGAGUUUGGAGUCGUCUUUCAGUGCGUUAACCGGCUGGAUGGUUGCAUCUAUGCAAUUAAGAAGAGCAAAAAGCCCGUAGCAGGCAGUUCAUUCGAAAAGCGUGCGUUGAACGAGGUCUGGGCGCAUGCGGUGCUGGGCAAGCACGAUAAUGUGGUGCGCUACUAUUCGGCCUGGGCGGAGGACGAUCAUAUGUUAAUACAAAAUGAAUUUUGUGAUGGCGGCAGCCUCCAUGCGCGCAUCCAGGAGCACUGCCUGGGCGAAUCCGAGCUAAAGAUAUUGCUAAUGCAUGUGAUCGAAGGCUUGCGCUACAUACAUUCCAAUGAUUUGGUGCACAUGGACAUCAAGCCGGAGAAUAUCUUUUCCACAAUGAAUCCCACGGCACACAAACUGGGCAGCGCCGCACAGCAGCAGGGCGGCAGAGACGAUGAUGGCAUGGAUAGCGUAUAUGAGGAAUUGCGCAGCUCCGAGAAUCUCGUCACGUACAAAAUUGGUGACUUGGGGCAUGUGACGUCUGUGAACGAACCGCAUGUUGAGGAGGGCGAUUGUCGUUACUUGCCCAAGGAAAUACUGCAGGAAGACUAUAGCAAUCUGUUCAAGGCCGACAUUUUCUCGCUGGGCAUUACGCUCUUUGAGGUCGCCGGUGGUGGACCGCUGCCAAAGAACGGACCCGAGUGGCACAAGCUGCGCAACGGCGAGGUGCCUGCUAUUCCAACGCUAAGCAAGGACUUCAACGAGCUGAUUGCGCAAAUGAUGCAUCCAGAGCCCAACGAGAGGCCUAGCUCCAUGUCCAUCUAUAGUCAUCCAAUUCUGAGCGCAGUCGACUCCAAGAGUAAAUUGCAGCUAGGACUGGAGCUGACGGUGGAGAAGCGCAAGAACGAGAUACUAAUGAACAAGUUAAGGGAGGCAAAGAAACAAAUUAAACUGCUCGAACAACGUGUGUCCAUGCUAGCGGCUGCAAACACACCGGAACCCCUGGACGGUCAACGCUGUCUGCGCUCCUUCACGCGGCGCAUGCGCACUCCGUUUGUGUCGCAUGCAAAAUUUAAUAAUCUGGGUGAUCGAAACAAGAAUGUCAUUACCAACGUUUGACAAUAUACAAAAUUCAGCUAUACGCCGGCACUAAACUCUUCCGCAUUCAACGUGAACUAAGCUCACAUUCUUGUUAAUUUAAGCAUGUAUCAUAGCUAUAAGUUGUUGCCAAUUUCGAUUUGCAAACGCCUCAAUAUCGUUGAGGGUUCUGUUCCUAUUCUAUCAACAAAAAAAAAAGAAAA
Molecule: messenger RNA, 2135 nt
Organism: Drosophila montana
Lineage: Eukaryota; Metazoa; Arthropoda; Insecta; Diptera; Drosophilidae
Gene: Wee1
Product: Wee1 kinase
Exons: 5
Coding region: 151-1953 (600 amino acids)
Biological process (GO): protein phosphorylation; mitotic cell cycle; negative regulation of G2/MI transition of meiotic cell cycle
Cellular component (GO): nucleus; cytoplasm
Molecular function (GO): non-membrane spanning protein tyrosine kinase activity; magnesium ion binding; ATP binding
Source: RefSeq, a predicted model, not a curated record